Peromyscus leucopus (white-footed mouse) is the source of this 10953-nucleotide messenger RNA. RefSeq names its product pleckstrin homology domain interacting protein (gene Phip). Gene Ontology annotation, biological process: regulation of cell shape; cytoskeleton organization; regulation of transcription by RNA polymerase II. Gene Ontology annotation, cellular component: nucleus. Bases 238 to 5796 code for a protein of 1852 amino acids. The transcript is spliced from 40 exons. Gene Ontology annotation, molecular function: protein binding. Lineage: Eukaryota; Metazoa; Chordata; Mammalia; Rodentia; Cricetidae. The record is from RefSeq and is a predicted model, not a curated record.
GCGGACUCCUUUCUGCGGCGGAGGGAUCCCGGCGGAGGCGGCCGCAGCCGGGGCCGCUGCCUGAGAGUUGUUGUUUCCUCCUCCUCCUCCUCCGCCUCCGCCGCCGUUGCUUGAAUGGUGGAGCCGAGGCUCGGCUCGUGAGCACACACUGACAGCUACAGGGCAGGCGGCGGCACCGUCCCCGCUUCCCCUCGGCGGCGGGGUGUCCCGCCGGCGGCCCCGAAGUGACCCGCAAACAUGUCUCGUGAGAGGAAAGGCCUCUCGGAGCUGCGAUCGGAGCUCUACUUCCUCAUCGCCCGGUUCCUGGAAGAUGGACCCUGUCAGCAGGCGGCUCAGGUGCUGAUCCGCGAAGUGGCCGAGAAGGAGCUGCUGCCCCGGCGCACCGACUGGACUGGGAAGGAGCACCCCAGGACCUACCAGAAUCUGGUGAAGUAUUAUAGACAUCUUGCACCUGAUCACUUGCUGCAAAUCUGUCAUCGACUAGGACCUCUUCUUGAGCAAGAAAUUCCUCAGAGUGUUCCUGGAGUACAAACUUUAUUAGGAGCUGGGAGACAGUCCUUGCUACGUACAAAUAAAAGCUGCAAGCAUGUGGUAUGGAAAGGAUCUGCUCUGGCUGCACUACAUUGUGGAAGGCCACCAGAGUCUCCAGUUAACUAUGGUAGCCCGCCUAGCAUUGCGGAUACUCUGUUUUCAAGGAAGCUGAAUGGGAAAUACAGACUUGAACGACUUGUUCCAACUGCAGUGUAUCAGCAUAUGAAGAUGCAUAAACGAAUUCUUGGACACUUGUCAUCGGUUUACUGUGUAACUUUUGAUCGAACUGGCAGGCGGAUAUUUACUGGUUCUGAUGAUUGUCUUGUGAAAAUCUGGGCCACAGAUGAUGGGAGAUUGCUAGCUACUUUAAGAGGACAUGCUGCUGAAAUCUCAGACAUGGCUGUUAACUAUGAGAAUACUAUGAUAGCAGCUGGAAGUUGUGAUAAAAUGAUCCGAGUCUGGUGUCUUCGAACUUGUGCACCUUUGGCUGUUCUUCAGGGACACAGUGCAUCCAUUACAUCACUACAGUUCUCACCAUUGUGCAGUGGCUCAAAGAGAUACCUGUCUUCUACUGGGGCAGACGGCACUAUUUGCUUUUGGCUUUGGGAUGCUGGAACUCUUAAAAUAAAUCCAAGACCUACAAAAUUUACAGAGCGCCCUCGGCCUGGAGUUCAGAUGAUCUGUUCUUCAUUCAGUGCUGGUGGAAUGUUUUUGGCCACUGGAAGCACUGACCAUAUUAUUAGAGUUUAUUUUUUUGGAUCAGGUCAGCCAGAGAAAAUAUCAGAAUUGGAGUUUCAUACUGACAAAGUUGAUAGUAUCCAGUUUUCCAACACUAGUAGCAGGUUUGUGAGUGGUAGUCGUGAUGGGACAGCACGAAUUUGGCAAUUUAAACGAAGAGAAUGGAAAAGCAUUUUGUUAGAUAUGGCUACUCGUCCAGCAGGCCAAAAUCUACAAGGGAUAGAAGACAAAAUCACAAAAAUGAAAGUAACUAUGGUAGCUUGGGAUCGACAUGACAACACAGUUAUAACUGCAGUUAAUAACAUGACUCUGAAAGUUUGGAAUUCAUACACUGGUCAACUAAUUCAUGUUCUAAUGGGUCAUGAAGAUGAGGUGUUUGUUCUCGAGCCACACCCAUUUGAUCCUAGAGUUCUCUUUUCUGCUGGUCAUGAUGGAAACGUGAUAGUGUGGGAUCUAGCAAGAGGAGUCAAAGUUCGAUCUUAUUUUAACAUGAUUGAAGGCCAAGGACAUGGUGCCGUGUUUGACUGCAAAUGCUCCCCUGAUGGUCAGCACUUUGCAUGUACAGACUCUCAUGGACAUCUUUUAAUUUUUGGUUUUGGGUCCAGUAGCAAGUAUGACAAGAUAGCAGAUCAGAUGUUUUUUCAUAGUGAUUAUCGGCCCCUUAUUCGUGAUGCCAACAAUUUUGUAUUAGAUGAGCAGACUCAGCAGGCACCUCAUCUCAUGCCUCCCCCUUUUCUGGUUGAUGUUGACGGAAAUCCUCAUCCUUCAAGAUACCAGAGAUUAGUUCCAGGUCGUGAAAAUUGUAGGGAGGAGCAGCUCAUCCCUCAAAUGGGAGUCACUUCUUCAGGAUUGAACCAAGUUUUAAGCCAGCAAGCAAACCAGGAUAUCAGUCCUCUAGACAGCAUGAUUCAAAGACUACAGCAGGAACAAGACCUGAGGCGUUCUGGUGAAGCAGGUGUCAGUAAUCCCAGCCGUUUAAACAGAGGCUCUGUAAGUUCUCCCUCCGAAGUGCAUUCGCCACCAAAUGUCGGGUUGAGGCGCAGUGGGCAGAUUGAAGGUGUGCGACAGAUGCACAGCAAUGCCCCGAGAAGUGAAAUCGCCACAGAGCGAGACCUUGUUGCUUGGAGCCGAAGGGUGGUGGUACCUGAGCUCUCAGCUGGUGUAGCUAGUAGACAAGAAGAGUGGAGAACUGCAAAGGGAGAAGAGGAAAUAAAGAGUUACAGGUCAGAAGAGAAAAGGAAACACUUAACUGUUGCAAAAGAAAAUAAAAUUCUUACUGUCUCAAAGAAUCAUGCUCAUGAACAUUUCUUGGAUGUUGGGGAUUCCAAAAAGCAACAAGCAAAUCAACAUAAUUACCGCACAAGAUCUGCACUGGAAGAAAUGCCUAGGCCCUUGGAGGAUGUAGAGAAUGGACUAGUUCUUCAGAUAUACAAAAGUUAUAUUUUUCUACUUACCAAGUCAGGUUUUAGAUAUCCUGCUGUGCUGGGCAUUAUCUUACGAAAUCUGUGCUCCCUGUCUCAGGAAGGUGAAGUGGUUGCUGUCAGUGGCGGGACAUCUGAGGAAGAGGAGCGAGCAUGGCACAGUGAUGGCAGUUCCAGUGACUACUCCAGUGAUUACUCUGAUUGGACAGCAGAUGCUGGAAUUAAUUUGCAGCCACCAAAGAAAGUUCCUAAGCAUAAAACUAAGAAAGCAGAAAGUAGUUCAGAUGAAGAAGAUGAAUCUGAAAAUCAGAAACAAAAACAUAUUAAAAAGGAAAGAAAAAAAGCAAAUGAAGAAAAAGAUGGACCAACAUCACCAAAGAAAAAAAAGCCCAAAGAAAGAAAACAAAAGAGAUUGGCUGUAGGAGAACUAACCGAAAAUGGUCUUACGUUAGAAGAAUGGUUGCCUUCAACGUGGAUUACAGAUACACUUCCCAGAAGGUGUCCAUUUGUACCACAAAUGGGUGAUGAGGUAUAUUAUUUCCGACAAGGACAUGAAGCAUAUGUUGAAAUGGCCCGGAAAAAUAAAAUUUAUAGUAUCAAUCCUAAAAAACAGCCAUGGCAUAAAAUGGAACUAAGGGAACAAGAACUGAUGAAGAUCGUUGGUAUCAAGUAUGAAGUGGGAUUGCCUACUCUUUGCUGCCUUAAGCUUGCUUUUUUAGAUCCUGAUACUGGUAAACUGACCGGUGGAUCAUUUACCAUGAAAUACCAUGAUAUGCCUGACGUUAUAGAUUUCCUAGUCUUGAGACAACAAUUUGAUGACGCAAAAUAUAGGCGGUGGAAUAUAGGUGACCGCUUCAGAUCUGUCAUAGAUGAUGCCUGGUGGUUUGGAACAAUUGAAAGUCAAGAGCCUCUUCAACCUGAGUAUCCUGAUAGUUUGUUUCAGUGUUACAAUGUUUGCUGGGACAAUGGAGAUACAGAAAAGAUGAGUCCUUGGGAUAUGGAACUAAUACCUAAUAAUGCUGUAUUUCCAGAAGAAUUGGGUACCAGUGUUCCUUUGACUGAUGUUGAAUGUAGGUCACUAAUCUAUAAGCCUCUUGAUGGAGAAUGGGGAGCCAAUCCCAGGGAUGAAGAAUGUGAAAGAAUUGUUGGAGGAAUAAAUCAGUUGAUGACUCUAGAUAUUGCUUCAGCAUUUGUGGCCCCUGUGGAUCUGCAAGCUUAUCCCAUGUAUUGCACUGUGGUGGCAUAUCCAACGGAUCUAAGUACAAUUAAACAAAGACUGGAAAACAGGUUUUACAGGCGUGUUUCAUCCCUAAUGUGGGAAGUUCGAUAUAUAGAACAUAAUACACGAACGUUUAAUGAGCCAGGAAGCCCAAUUGUGAAAUCUGCUAAAUUUGUUACCGAUCUUCUUCUGCAUUUUAUAAAGGACCAGACUUGUUAUAACAUAAUUCCACUUUACAACUCAAUGAAGAAGAAAGUUUUGUCCGACUCUGAGGAAGAAGAGAAAGAUGCUGAUGUACCUGGAACUUCUACCCGAAAAAGGAAGGAUCAUCAACCUAGAAGAAGGUUACGCAACAGAGCUCAGUCUUAUGAUAUUCAAGCAUGGAAGAAACAAUGUCAAGAAUUGUUAAAUCUCAUAUUUCAGUGUGAAGAUUCAGAGCCUUUUCGACAGCCAGUAGAUCUUCUUGAAUAUCCAGACUAUAGAGACAUCAUUGACACUCCAAUGGAUUUUGCUACUGUCAGAGAAACUUUAGAGGCUGGGAAUUAUGAGUCACCAAUGGAAUUAUGUAAAGAUGUCAGGCUCAUUUUUAGUAAUUCUAAAGCAUAUACACCAAGCAAAAGAUCAAGGAUUUACAGCAUGAGUUUACGCCUGUCUGCUUUCUUUGAAGAACACAUUAGUUCAGUUUUGUCAGAUUACAAGUCUGCUCUUCGUUUCCAUAAACGAAAUACUAUAACCAAAAGGAGGAAGAAACGAAACAGAAGUAGCUCCCUUUCCAGCAGCGCUGCCUCAAGCCCUGAAAGGAAAAAAAGGAUCUUAAAACCCCAACUGAAAUCAGAAAUAUCUACCUCUCCAUUCUCUGUACCUACACGAUCAGUCCUGCCAAGGCAUAAUGCUGCUCAAAUAAAUGGUAAACCAGAAUCCAAUUCUGUGGUUCGAACCAGGAGCAACCGUGUGGCUGUAGAUCCGGUUAUCACUGAGCAGCCAUCUACAUCAUCAGCCACAAAAGCUUUUAUUUCAAAAACUAAUACAUCUGCCAUGCCAGGAAAAACAAUGCUAGAGAAUUCUGUGAAACAUUCCAAGGUCUUGAGUACGCUUCCAAGCCCUGACCAACCCACAUUUGGCCAUGGUGCGAGGAAUAAUUCUGCAAAAGAAAACAUGGAAAAGGAAAAGCCUGUCAAACGUAAAAUGAAGUCUGCUGUACUGUCAAAAGCAUCCACACUUCCAAAGUCAUCAGCUGUUAUUGAUCAAGGAGAUUGUAAGAACAAUGUUCUUAUAGCAGGAACCAUUCAAGUAAAUGGUCAUGGAGGACAGCCAUCAAAACUUGUAAAGAGAGGGCCUGGGAGGAAGCCUAAGGCAGAAGCUAACACCAGCAGUGGUGAAGUUACACACAAGAAAAGAGGGAGAAAGCCCAAGAAACUUCAGUGUACAACGCAAGAAAACUCUGAGCAAAAUAACAUGCCUCCAAUCAGGGCUGAGGUGGUUCCUUCUUCAACAUGCAACUUUCUUUCUGAAACGAAUGUUGUUAAGGAGGAUUUGUUACAGAAAAAGAGUCGUGGAGGCAGAAAACCCAAAAGGAAGAUGAAAACACAAAACCUAGAUUCAGAACUCAUAGUUCCUACGAAUGUUAAAGUGUUAAGGAGAAGUAACCGGAAAAAAACAGAUGGUCCUGUAGAUGAGGAAGAAGAGUUUGAAGAACUCAAAGGCUCUGAACCUCAUAUGAGAACUAGAAACCAAGGUCGAAGGACAGCUUUCUAUAAUGAGGAUGACUCAGAAGAAGAACAGAGGCAGCUGUUAUUUGAAGACACCUCUUUGACUUUUGGGACUUCUAGUAGAGGACGGGUUCGAAAGUUGACUGAAAAAGCAAAGGCUAAUUUAAUUGGUUGGUAACUUGAAGCAAAAUAUUGUACUUCAGAGUCUAUGAAGCAGGUACAGUUAAGGAGUAAGUAGAACUAAGGUUUCUGCUUCCUGGCUGCUAUGAGGGAUUAGGGAAUGUUACAAUUUGACUUGGGAAAAAAGGAGACAAACAAACAAAUUUAGAAAAUAAUUUACGUCUUUGAAUGAAAAAGAAAAUCUAUAUACAUAUAUAUUUCAAAUGUUUGCUAUUUAUUGCCCUUAGGUAGGUUAUUCAUUUCCACAUUCAUUUCAUUCACUGUUUGAAAUUGAGGACCUGUUAUAAAUUCCUGAUUUAUUUAUGGAAGAGACAGCUCUGCUACACUCUUGAAGCAUAGUAUUCCUAGUGAUAGAAUGUUUCCUGGUAAAUUGAAUUAUUUUUGAUCAAGUAAGAUACAUUUUUACUGAUACAGAAGUCAUGCCCUUAGGAAGAAAGAUGUUACACAGAGUAGCAGUACAUUAAGAAACGUUUCCUCUAAAGCUAACUUUGAAGACCCCACCAUUUGUUAACCUGGAAGUGUUAGUUGUAGGGUGUUCAACUACAGAACAUCUAGAGGAAGCUUUUUGUUUUACUCCAUUUCUGCCAAACUUAAGGAGAAAAUGUAUUGAUGCAAAGGAAACAUAUCCACAUUGGAAAACGUUGACUGUCUAAUUUUUCAGACCUUGAUUCUUGUAUCAGUCACUCUAUCUCUGUUUAUUGUGCCAAAGACUGAGAAUCAGUGCAGUGGAAAGCCUGUUUUUGACUGUCAGGACAGCAUACACUUUUCAAUACUGGAAAAGCUAUAUAUUCUAAAGAGCAAGUGAUUACAGAAUUAUGCUGAGUUGUAUCUUUUUUCUUUCUUUUUUUUCUUUCUUUUUUUUGGUACUAAUAGUAGGAAAAUAAUGCACUGGUGGGUCCUUUGACAGAGAUAUCUUAGAGACAAUGUUUAAGUGGUUAAAGGAUUCAAGGAAAAUACAGGAAAAAAAGUAUGGAAUUUGAUGUUUACUUGAUCUGGAUUAAUGUCAUUUUAAAAUUUCAGACAUAUCCAAUAGGCUAAAAUGACUUACAAAGAACCAUGUCUGUGUGCGUGUGUAUAUUGAUAAAUGGGUGUGAUUGAAUAGAUAUACAAACGCAUACUAUUACCCAGGUAUAAAUUCUUUUUUCAGGAUUUUUUAGAUAGUAGUAGAAUAAAAACAAUUUUAAAAUGUCAUACUUUAUAGUUUAAUUUUAAGGAAAAGAUUGGUUAUUUUCAACUAUUAAAAGUUAAAAAUAGGCCAAAUCACUUUUUAUGCAAUCAUGUUUUAUACAGUGGUCUCAUUGCACAUUGUGUUUUUUCUGCACUUUUUACGGUAUCCUUAUCACGCUGGUAUCUCAAUAUACACUCUAAAGAGAAACGCCCAUUUAAUGAUUGUGCCUUGUAUUCUAUUAUUUUUUUGCAUCAUUAGUAAAAUUAAGUUGUCUAUUGUAAAUGAUAACUAUAUGACUUAGGAGAAUGUAUUACUAUAUGUACUGCUAUGGAAAAGGAAAGCAGUUAUUUAUUUCUUUAUGGUACAUUAGUUAUUUUAUACCUUGAAAACCAACAUAAAUGCCAUUUCUAUUGUUUAAAAUUACUUUUUUUCUUUUAAGUUUUAAGAAUGUAGUAUUUUCUGAGGACUGAUAUGGUACAAAAAUGUAACCAAAAUUUUCAGAUACUACAUUUUUAAAAAGAAAGGAUGGGAAAAAUAUGUAUCAGCAUGAAUGAUCCUGAUGUAGAGAAUAAAGUCCUUAAUUGAACCUUGGCAAAAUAUAUAAUUAGAUUAUAUAAUUAUUUCCUUGUUUCCAAUAAGGACAAAUGUUAACUGUCUUGAAGAAUGAAAAGUGAUGCAUUUGGGCUUUUUAGAUCAUUUAUAACGAAAUUUGUACAGAAACCCUCCAGUGAAACUAAGUGAACCAUUUUCCAGAUCCUGACUGGAUUGCUGUGAUUUUACAGUUAAAAAACUAAUUUCAAAAUUUUUAGGUUUUUGUACAUUUAUUUUUUUCUAACAAAUAUAUUGAACUAUAUAAUUAAAGUUAAGUAGUUAACUCUUCAUAAUGCAGAAAUGGAUGACAUGUUAUAUAGAAAAAUGAGUCAAUUUCACCGUUACUGAAAAUGAUAGUGUGUAUGUUGGAAAUUUUAAGUCAUUAAAGUAACUAGUUGCUUUUGAAGGGAAUCUAUUUGAAAAAAAUGUAAUUUCCUGAUGUUAUCUGCAUUGUAUUAGAAAAAUAGACUAAAAUCCAUUUUUAUAAAAAAAAUGUAGAUGUAAGAUGUGCUCAGUAAAAGGAAGCGCACACAGUCUUAGUGUGGAGGACCUCUUGAAUGGUACACAGAUAGUUCCAACUUCUAAGCAGUGAAAUAAGUAUUUCCAUCUUUCCUACAACAAAGAAAUACAUUAUUUCUGUUUUAAAGAUGCUGUAUAUUUAUGACCAUGUUUGGACAUUUUUUCAGACACUGGUUUCUUAGUAAAGCAGAAUGACUUGCAUCAGAUUAUUUGUAACUGAAACACUUAAGAUAUAUUAAUACCAGAUACAGAUUUUAUAUUUUUAUAAUUUAGCUUCUGUAGAUUGCAAAAGUUGAAUUAAGAAAUUUAAGUCAUCAUGUUUUGGGUUUUACCACUUGGAAAAGUCUCCUUUGAGAUAGUAACAUCAAUGUAUGUACUGUUUAUAGACCAGAAGGAAUUGUUGGCACUUGUCUUAGUUAAGCAAUAAGAAAAAUAUCAAGUUUAUGGAAACUUUCAGAAAUAAAAAUUGGUAUGUGCAUAGAACAUAAAAAAAAUCAAUUUUCAGGCUGAGCUCAGUGGUGCACACUGGUAAUCUCAGCAUUUGAGAGAUGGAGGCAGGAACAUCAGGAGUUCAAAGUUAUCUUUAGCUACAAACCAACUUUUAAGACUAGGGCUACAGCAGCAGCAACAUCCCCAAAAUCAGUUUAUAUACCUAAUUUUGUUCUUUUAUGUUAUUCUGACUUCACAAAACCUGAGUUUAAAAGACUUCUAAAUGUUGUCACAGGGUAGUUUAUUUAGACUCCUUUUAAAUAUAAUCUAUCAGCCUUUGGAAGUAGAUAUGUAGGUUCUUAAAAUAUCCCCCUUCACAGCCUUCUCUAGAGCAAUCUGUCUUCUACAUAUAAGUAUAAACUGAAGAUUAAGGGCCUUAUUGCCAUUGUAUUUACUGCAUUGUAUCACUCCAACUCGAAAGACUGGUGGAUUACAAUAGAACUGUCUUACUAUAGUUAGAAUAACUGUAGAAAAUUUGUUGGGUGAUUAGGCCACGUCAGACAGAAGAGAUUGACUGGAAUCAGUUUCACUUGGAAAUUAAUUAUGUAGGACCCUGAACAGCAAACAUUCCCUUACCAUAGAACUGUUAACAGAAGUGUCCCUUAGCUGUAGCGUUGUAGAUUAACCAGAUACCUUCAUAGGUGUAUUGAAAUAAAAUUUGGGCCCUGUGAGAUGUUAGCAUUUGCAUGGUUAAUUUCAGUAGGCAGUGUUUAAUUUUGACAUUCCGUUUUAUACAUCAUAGCUUUCUAUAAAUUUGUCUCAAAUGUUAAGUUGAAAGGAACUGGUUUUAAGCUUUCUCUCUAAAGAAAACAAACUGAUUUUUAAUAUUUUGUUCACCGGAAGUUCAUUUUGAGUAGGUUGAAAGGACCAAGGUACUUGAGUGAUGAAAGGGCUAUUAUCAAUGUUUAUCCUAUAUGCUGGGAGUGUAGUAUUUUAAAAAUGAGAACAGGGUUGGGGGGGAAUUUCUUGUGUCUAGAAUGCAUUACUCCCUAUUUAUUUAGAAGAUACUGUUAACAAUAGUACCUUGAUUUGGUAAUAAGUUGUCUUAUGUUAAAAUUAAAGUACACCUUUUGUUUCCAUCAAAAAAAAAAAGUGCAGACUUUCCCUAGUUCCCCUGAUUUCUGGAUGACUUGAACUAAAAUUUAUGCAUCUACUAAGAAACUUUUGUUUUUAAUUAUACUUAUCAAAGUGCUCCAAAUGAAAAGUCAUUUUGAACUAUGUACAGUACCCCAGGAAGAGGUCAGAUUGAGUCAGAAGACUGUAAGUACCACUGUGAGCGCUCUGGAGGUGACCCUGCACACAUUACAGUGAGUAGACUAUCUGAGCUAUAAAUAUAUUUUUUAGUUUCAAUAGCUCUCUUUUGAAAAACUUUUAAUGCAGAUAAAAAUAUCAGGAAAUUAAUCUUUUAUGGCACAAACCAAAUACAUAGUAGUAUAUGGAUGAGUUUCUACAUUUAAAGAGCUAAGAAGAUAGGUUCAGGAUUGUAUUAUAGUACAUGCACUUACAAAGCAGAUAGAUGCACACACAUGCUGAUUACUUUCAAGGAUGUGGGUGUUGAUUUAUCACAACAAUAAAUUAAAAAAUAAGAUACAAUGUUACAUUUUAGACCAUAUUGAAACUGCAAGAAGAGACAGAUCUUAAAAAGUUAUUAAGAAAACUACUAAAUCCCGCCAUGGGAUAUUUAGAUGUGUAGGACAUAGCUCAAGUUUUGAAAAGCAACUGACCUAAAGGGUUAAAGUUGUAACUGACACAUUUCAAAUUAAAAUUAUGUUUAUUUUGUACAGAAAGCAAUGUUAAACACAAGCAAAUCUGUUGUAUGUAAUAAGUGACAGAGUUUUGAAAAAUUAUUUAGCUUUAUUGAUGUUUUUGUUUUAUUUCUUCUAGACCUGGAGUAUCAUGUCAUAAACGGCAGUCUUGCACCGCGGUAGCAGGCCCUUUCUUUUUGUACAUAUUGAUUGGACCUUUCUUUACUGUUACGUGGACACUUUCUAUGUUAGUUUUGAUGCAUAAUUCUUGGAAUCCUUUUAUACAAACUAGAAUGUAUGUGUAAGAAUUCCUGUCCCUGCAAUGUAGUAACUAUAAACUUAUUUUUAAAUAAAUAGAAAACUUGUUUUUCUAAGCCAUUUUGUAGAGCCUCAUGAUUUCUUUGCUCUUUUGUUUGUUUUAGUUAGUUCUGGACACCAUAAAGCACUUGGUACAUACUCAGUAGGCAACUUACCAAAGUGAUUGUGAUAUAGAAGCCAUUAUGUAAAUUCUAGUUCAUUAGAGGUUCCAUUGUUCUGUCUAGUUGUGAAAUGUUAAAAUCACUAUCAAAGAUUUCAAACACCUAAUGUGAUUCCAGAGUGACUAAAGGUUAAAAAUAAAGACUCAUUUGCCUUUCUGUGUCUA